AUGGAGUUUAAAGAGAAACAGGAAUCAGAUAGUCCAGUAAGCUCAUCGUUUUCUACCACUACAAUAUCACACCCACAGAAGAAUCUACAAGUGAAAACUUGCAGGCAGAUAGAUUGGAAUCAAAUUGAUGAGAGAGAAGCCACGGAAUAUUUAUGGAAAGAGGUUGAAGCUCUAUCGUGUUUAGAUCCACCACAUUUAUCUGAACAAGUGUUUACUAAUAUUAAACCAUUUCCAACGACUGAGGGUGAUGUUUUGAAAGAGGAGAUCUCAUGGUUAAACGAAGAAUAUUAUAAAGACCAACAAGAGAAUUCACUCUUCUGUUUCGGUUCGCAUUCUACCUUAUUUACUCCCGAAACUCUCAUUGCUGGAGUGCAUUUGAAAACACUUACUGCUAAAAAUAAAUAUCCAGUACAGCAUGAAAAUCAAACCAAAGCAGAUAGUCAUGGUCAUCCACGUGGUAGCCCACAAUAUAGUCCGUUAUAUGACCGUUAUCAACCACCCGACACAAGAUUACCACAACUGCUGGGCCACCAUCAAUAUUUGAAGAGAUCCCGUACCAUUUUACCUACAAGGUUUAUCUUCUCCAAUGGUGUCUUAACAGAUGCUCACAUGCUGGUUGGAAAUGAGGGAAAGGACAUUGAUAGUUUUCACGAAACAGGCGGACAUCCCCAAAAACAACAACUGAAAUGUGAAAAGCCAAUUGAUCCAAAUAAUAAUAAAGAUGAUUCUUUGAAUCGUGGGACUUUGGUGGUUGAACCCAGAAGACCAAAGAAUGGGUUUAUGAGAUAUUCUAUCGCUUGUAGACAGAUUAUAGCAGCUGAAAGACCUAAACUGGAUAAUCGUGAAAUAUCACGAAUUUUGGGAUCUAGGUGGAGAAAAAUGUCUGCCGAGGAAAGAAAACCUUAUGAACUGGAAUUUGCAAAAGAUAUCGCAGCAAUUCGGGAACAAAAUCCAGAUUGGAGAUACGCUCCAGCGAAAAGGUUCACAGCCGAAUUAGUUGAACCUAUGCCAAGUAGGCUGAGACCAAGAGAGAAAUUGAAAAGAAAUAUUCCAGCUCUAGUUCGGCCAUACAGACGUAAACGACCCAGAAUUUAUAAAACUAAAGACGAUCUUUCAACAGCUUUAGUUCAGUGUAGUAGUUGUGGUAAAUGGAGAAAACUACCAUCCUGUGUAAAACUAUCUGAUAUUGAUUCCAACUGGAAAUGUGAGAUGAAUCCGGAUGUAGUAUAUAAUGCAUGUUGGAUACCAGACGAAUGGAUUAUAUCUAGAACCUCACCAUCAACUUCACCGUCAACAAAAUCUCAAUCUAUUGAUGUUAAACCAACCAAUAAUUCUCAACAUAACCAAAAUAAUUUUUACAAUAACUGCAAAGAGUCUUAA
Molecule: messenger RNA, 1380 nt
Organism: Lottia gigantea (owl limpet)
Lineage: Eukaryota; Metazoa; Mollusca; Gastropoda; Lottiidae
Exons: 8
Coding region: 1-1380 (459 amino acids)
Biological process (GO): regulation of transcription by RNA polymerase II
Cellular component (GO): nucleus
Molecular function (GO): DNA-binding transcription factor activity, RNA polymerase II-specific; zinc ion binding; RNA polymerase II cis-regulatory region sequence-specific DNA binding
Source: RefSeq, a predicted model, not a curated record